Molecule: messenger RNA, 927 nt
Organism: Gossypium arboreum
Lineage: Eukaryota; Viridiplantae; Streptophyta; Magnoliopsida; Malvales; Malvaceae
Product: thioredoxin M-type, chloroplastic-like
Exons: 2
Coding region: 293-826 (177 amino acids)
Cellular component (GO): cytoplasm
Molecular function (GO): oxidoreductase activity, acting on a sulfur group of donors, disulfide as acceptor; protein-disulfide reductase activity
Source: RefSeq, a predicted model, not a curated record
AAGGAUUUGAUUAAUAAUUUGUUUAGGAAAGUAUACAAGUUAUGUUAAACACAAAAGAAAAGGCAAAAUCUAUGAUUCUCCUCUGCUCAAAAUAAAAAUACACACUAAAAUUAUCAAAUGUUAUCCAAAAGAAAUUUGUAAUACUCUUUCCAGCACCUCAUAUUUUUAGUUUACGGAAAGCUAAAGGACAGAAUAAGAUCCAAGAACGAAGAAGAAUAAAAACAAAAAAUCCAGUCUUGAAAGGCCAUUAUUUUAUUGCCACUUAUCAUCCCUUCCAACCAGACUAUCAAGGAUGGCUCUAAAAAAUUGUUUCCAGUUGACCUCAGUUUGCAACACCAGAGCUAGUGUGCUUCAAAGCUACCAUCAUCAUCAUGUUUCUUCUGUUGACAAGAUCCAUUUCCAGACAUUUAAAGGGUUGAAAUUGAAUAAACCCAAUUUAUCAUUCACUGCUGGUAGAUGCCAAAAAUCCAGGCUUAUAUGCAAAGCCAGUGAGGCUGUUGCUCAAGUUGAAGUGGUGACAGAAGCAGACUGGGAAGAGCUUGUGGUUGGCAGUAAGACACCAGUUUUAGUGGAUUUUUGGGCACCAUGGUGCGGACCCUGUCGGGUGAUUGAACCAGUUAUAGCUGAAUUAGCCAAAGAAUAUGCUGGGAAGAUUGUUUGUUACAAGCUCAACACUGAUGACAGCCCAAAUAUUGCCACAAAAUUCGGUAUCAGGAGCAUCCCAACCGUGCUGUUCUUCAAAAAUGGAGAGAAGAAAGAGAGUAUCAUUGGUGCAGUGCCAAAAUCUACCUUGGCUGCUACUAUUGACAAAUAUGUUGAUGGCUGAACAUGAAACGAUAUCAAAGUUUCACGUUCAUGCCAUACCAUGCCAGUUCUUUAUGUAUCAUUCAUUCACAAUGACAUAUCUAUGAAUUUUCCUCUUUUAAA